This is a messenger RNA of Uranotaenia lowii, 1670 nucleotides long. RefSeq lists its product as uncharacterized. The transcript is spliced from 2 exons. The coding region runs from base 126 to 1670 and encodes 514 amino acids. NCBI's taxonomy places the organism in Eukaryota, Metazoa, Arthropoda, Insecta, Diptera, Culicidae. Gene Ontology annotation, molecular function: protein binding. The record is from RefSeq and is a predicted model, not a curated record.
UUUGUAACAAUGAGACUACUCGUCAUAGAUAAGUAUAAUUGGCGUGAACUCAAAACUGUUUUGGUUUGUUCUUAUCAGCUGUUUUGAUUUAUAAUAAGUGCACAUAGAACUUAAUUGGACGCAAGAUGUGGUACCGGAUUUUGGUUGGCUGUACCCUUCUAACACUAACUGUUGGUCAGAAUGCAAAAACGAGCACACUUUCGUUAAAUUGUGCAACCCCUGCCAAACCAGGAUCGUGCACGUUAAGAUCGCUGAAAGUACAGCUCGGUGACAUUUUUGUUCCCAGCAGAGAGGCUUCCGUUCCUGCAAAAUAUGUGGUUAUUGAAAACUCCAAGUUAGAGUUUCUACCGGAGGAGCUUCUGAAUCAAUUUCCGCAGUUGGAUGAAUUACGCACGGUUGAUGUAGGCUUGAAAAAACUACUCCCAUCCACAUUCGCUAAAUCAUUGCAGCUGAGGCGUUUGGAUGCUUCCUCUAAUUUAAUUCAAUCUAUACCGACAAAUGUGUAUGGCUCGUGUAUGAGCUUGGAAGAACUGAACGUGGCCAACAAUAAGCUUCAUUUAUUCAGUGGAAUUGAACUAAUUGGUUGCAGUAAACUUCGUCAGCUGAAUGUUUCUUCGAACCAGUUGAUUGAUUUUAGCUGGGAUGCUGUAAGCAAUCUGCGAUCACUUCAGAUUGUGGAUUUAAGUUAUAAUUUAAUUCCCACUUUAACGAUUACAAAAUUCGUCAAGAACAUCUACGCUUCCAACAACCACAUUCACACGCUGGAAACUGACGACAACUCAUUCAUUUUUGCUCUAGAACAGUUGCAUCUAGCCAAAAAUCGCCUCAGGAACGUCGAUGUCUUGGCCCGUUUCGGAAAGAUGACCUACAUUGACCUUUCCUACAAUCGGCUGUUGAGUGUUGACUUUGCACUGUUCAAGAACAUGCGAUCACUGCAGACUUUGAAUUUGGCUUAUAACAACAUUUUCACUGUUACUACUUCGGAGCUUAAGCCGUUAAGCCUUCAAUUGGUAGAUUUGUCACAUAACGAGCUGACAAACUUAAAGGCUGUUGACACUGCUGGGAUUGGAUCAGUGGAAACUCUUCAUUUGGACGGGAACUAUCUUGUAAGCUUUGAAUUGGCCAAAGGUGCCACCAAUUUUCAAAGGCUUCGAGCCGUAUCGCUUGACGGAAAUGAUUGGAUAUGCAAAGAUCUGGACGAUAUUCUUAUGCAGCUUAAAACUAAGAAAGUCACUAUAACCCCUGGUGGUAAGUCAACUUGUGGAUCGUAUCAGGUGGUAAGAAAUGGAUUUUGUUGCCGCGAUUUGGGAGUAUCUUUUGAGGAGGUGGUAUUGUUGAAAUCUGAAAAACUUGCUGAGAUUCAGCAGAGCGCUACAACCCCAAGAAGUUUAGCAACAUCAACUGUGAGGCCUUUACAAGCUGCUGUAACACAGAGAGUUAACACAGCUACAACAAAACCACCUACGAGAGUCGAUCAUAUUUCUGGCGAGAAGAAACAGAAUCAAAUAGCUUUGCUGGAAUCUCAAAUAACGAUUUUGAAUGAAGAAAAUCGAACGCUAAAAGCGUCCUUAGCCAGAAUGCAGCAAGAGCUGGCUGCUGUGUCUGAAAAGUUGAACCGCUGCAAAUCAUCAACCAAUCAACGCUCUGGAAAAACAGUUCUCAUUGAUUAA